Messenger RNA from Mugil cephalus (flathead mullet), 1831 nucleotides. Its product is annotated as NAD-dependent protein deacylase sirtuin-5, mitochondrial-like. The coding region runs from base 112 to 1023 and encodes 303 amino acids. The transcript has 9 exons. Lineage: Eukaryota; Metazoa; Chordata; Actinopteri; Mugiliformes; Mugilidae. The record is from RefSeq and is a predicted model, not a curated record. Gene Ontology annotation, molecular function: NAD+ binding; protein-malonyllysine demalonylase activity; protein-succinyllysine desuccinylase activity.
AUCGUGGGGCACGUUUACGGCAGCCCUUGUUAAUUUCAGAGUUAGAGGUAAACAAGCUUACUGGACGUGUUUUUCUGCUCUGACAGGAGGGAGAACAGUCGGCGAGUCACAAUGCUUCUCCAGAACCGUGCUGUAAUUGCACUUGGCCUUCGCAUGUGCUCCACUCAUGUGACCAAAGGACCACUGGUGGACCCGGCGAGGCCUAGCACAGACAUGACGGAAUUCCGCUUAGCGUUUUCCAAAGCUAAGCACAUAGCAAUCAUCACAGGGGCAGGUGUGAGCGCAGAGAGUGGAGUGCCGACAUUCAGGGGGGAAAAUGAGAAAUGGAGGAAGUGGCAGUCCCAGGACCUGGCGACUCCAGAAGCCUUCUCACGCAACCCGUCUCGCGUCUGGGAGUUCUACCAUUACCGAAGGGAGCUGGCGUUCAACAAGAAGCCCAGUGCCGCCCAUGUGGCCAUAGCAGACUGCGAGGCGCGGCUGAGGAAGCAGGGGCGCUCUGUGGUUGUUAUCACCCAGUGCGUAGACGACCUGCACCGACAGGCUGGGUCCAAACACGUUCUCAAGAUCCACGGCAGUCUGACGGAGACACGCUGUGUGAGCUGUGGGCAUGUGACUGUGAACAAACGCAGCCCCAUAUGCGCCGCCUUAAAGGACAAAGGUGAACCUGGCCCAGAUGUUGCUGAUGCCCAGAUUCCUGUGGAUAAACUGCCAAGGUGUGACGAAAGGGACUGCCAUGGUCUGUUGAGGCCUAACGUGGUAUUUUUCGGUGAGACUCUGGACUCUCACAUCCUGACCAAGGUGGAAAAAGAAAUGGAGAUCUGUGAUCUCUGUCUGGUGGUGGGCACAUCUUCUAUCGUUUACCCGGCAGCCAUGUUUGGCCCUCGGGUCGCAUCCAGAGGCGUCCCGGUUGCGGAGUUCAAUAUAAAUACAACACCAAAAACCGAGUAUUUUACGUACCAUUUCCAGGGUCCAUGUGGAACUACGUUGCCUCCGGCUUUGGCACCGCACGAAUCUGAGAUUUAAGUGCCACCAGACUGACUUUUUUCACGCAGCAAUCGGCGGCUUCACUCUGAAACAAUCCAGAGCUGUGGGAUUUCAUAGCGGUUCUUCUAAAAUCUUUUUUUUUUUUCUAAAAAUCAGCCUGGUAGGGCAAAAGAUGUACAUAACUUAGCUUUUUCAAAUUUUCAGAUACUCUUAAUACUUGAAUAUGUAGCUCACUAACUGGAAUAAAGCUCCUCUGCAGCAGCUUGAUGAAAGAAAGGGAAUGCGCUGUGUAUCAAGUCCUUUGCAUAGAAAACUAUUUCCGAUAUCAGAUGGUGUUAUUUCAUAUUAAAUGCUGGUAGGGAGUGUCGCUUAGCAAUAUGUAACAUAAUCUUGUGCCUUUACAAACUGUUUACACAACCUUGACCAAAUGCUUGCCACAAACCUCAUCGUCACCUACAAAUCAACCAAUGCUGCAGAGACGUAUUCAAGUGUACAGAGUCCAACGUUGACCAAGGACAAAGAAGGCUGAGAAAAAGGAGAAUUCAGCUGAGCCUCUAUCAGCUUCCUUGACUUCUCAGUGUCGUUUAUUACGACCUUGGUCUAGUUACAAGUCGUGGAUUGUUCUGAUACAUUUGUAUACUUUUCAGUGUUUUCAAAAUGAAUGUAUAUCCAGUCACUGGAUGAAAGUUAGCUGAAAAUGUUAGCAGUCACUUAAAACUUUUUUUUUUCAACAGCAACCUUGUCCGCAAACUUAACGCACAAUGUCUUAUCACGUAUUCCAUUAAAACUGCCUGUGCUUUUAUACAAAACAUGAUUAUAAACAUAUUAAAACACUAAAUGGAAAUGA